Molecule: messenger RNA, 333 nt
Organism: Ectocarpus siliculosus
Lineage: Eukaryota; Phaeophyceae; Ectocarpales; Ectocarpaceae
Source: the annotation of a GenBank genome assembly
AUGAUCCGGCGGAAGGUGGACGAGGAGCAGGUUCGAAAGGCCUGUGCAGCGAUAGAUGAUGGCAUGUCGGUUAGGAAGGCUGCUGAGGUCUUCGGGGUAGGUCGUACGUCCAUCGCAGACCGCCGCCGUGGCAAGGUGGCCAUGAACACGAAGGUUGGUCCCGAGACCAUCCUGAGCAAAGAAGAGGAGGAUUCGCUGGAACAUAUUCUGCUGUUUGCUGCUCGCAACUUAUUGGCUGUGGAUCGGGUUCACCUCAGAGAUGCGGUGCGACGACUAUCCAUUGGGAUCCAGAGAAGGGUCGGGGAAAGAUUGGCUUGCGGGCUUUCUUCGUAG